Molecule: messenger RNA, 1500 nt
Organism: Pochonia chlamydosporia 170
Lineage: Eukaryota; Fungi; Ascomycota; Sordariomycetes; Hypocreales; Clavicipitaceae
Product: thiamine biosynthetic bifunctional enzyme
Exons: 5
Coding region: 1-1500 (499 amino acids)
Biological process (GO): thiamine biosynthetic process
Cellular component (GO): cytoplasm
Molecular function (GO): hydroxyethylthiazole kinase activity; magnesium ion binding; ATP binding
Source: RefSeq, a predicted model, not a curated record
AUGGCAGUAGAUUACUCAGUCUACCUAGUCACGGACUCGACGCCCGCCAUCCUCGGAGACAAAGACCUCAUCUCCGUCGUCGAGUCCGCCCUCCGCGGCGGCACAACCCUCGUGCAGUACCGCGACAAAACCAGCACCAACGAAGUCGUCCUCGCCACAGCCAAGAAACUACACCAUCUCACAAAGAGCUUUGGCGUCCCUCUCCUAAUCAAUGAUAGAGUGGACAUUGCCGUUCAAAUCGGCUGCGAGGGCGUGCACAUCGGCCAAGAUGACAUGGAAUUCGAAAAGGCAAGGAACCUCCUCGGUCCAGACAAAAUCAUCGGCGUGACAGCCAGCUCCAAAGAAGAAGCCCUCAAGGCAAGUGCCGCAGGCGCAAAUUAUCUCGGCCUCGGCACCGUCUUCUCAACAGCUACUAAAAAGGACACGAAAUCCAUCAUCGGGCCCUCUGGCGUCUCUGAGAUCCUCUCCGCCCUCCACCAAGCAGGCCACUCCAUCCCCACAGUCUGCAUAGGCGGCAUCAACGCCUCCAACACGACUGACGUGCUCGCCCAGUCGGCCUCGUCGCACAAGUCCCUCGAUGGCGUGGCCGUCGUGAGUGCUAUCAUUGCGGCGGACGAUCCUGCUGCCGUGUCGAGAGAUUUGCUGGGCAAGGUGAUCAGGGCGAAGAUUCCGGAUGUUGUUGGCACGGUGGGCAGGAAGACGCCCUUGUCGCAUAACAUGACGAAUUUGGUUGUGCAAAAUUUUGCGGCGAAUGUAGCUCUCUGCGUGGGCGCCAGCCCCAUCAUGUCCAACUAUGCUGAAGAAGCGGCCGACUUGGCUAAACUGGGUGGUGCGCUCGUUCUAAACAUGGGGACAGUAACUCCCGAAGGGUUAAAGAACUACGUCCAAGCUCUGAAAGCAUACAACGAUGCGAAUAGACCCGUUGUCCUCGAUCCAGUUGGUGCUGGAGCAACAUCUGUCCGCCGACAAGCCGUCAAAACACUCCUCACAUCCGGCAAAUUCACCAUCAUAAAAGGCAACCAAUCCGAGAUCCAGACCGUCCACGGCGCAACCGUAACCCAACGCGGCGUCGACUCCUCAUCCUCACUCACAAUCCCCCAGCGCGCACAACUCGUCCGCUCGCUAGCCCGUCAACGACAAUGCGUAGUCUUGCUCACCGGCGCCACGGACCUCAUCAGCGAUGGCAGACGCACCAUCCGUAUCGACAACGGCCACGAGUAUCUCGGCAUGAUUACCGGCACGGGGUGUACGCUUGGUACGACGGUGAGCGCAAUGGCAGCGGCGUAUGAGGAGGAUUAUCUGCUGGCGGCGGUGGCGGGGACGGUUAUGUUUGGUGUGGCGGCGGAGAAGGCUGCUCGGAGGGAGGACGUCAGGGGGCCGGGAUCGUUUGUGCCUGCGUUUUUGGAUGAGUUGUUUGGGAUAAAAAGGGCGACGGGGGAUGGGGAUUCGACGUGGCUGGAGUUGGCGAGGGUUGCGGCUGUUGAUGUUGUAGACGAGUGA